Messenger RNA from Priapulus caudatus, 1098 nucleotides. RefSeq lists its product as uncharacterized. NCBI's taxonomy places the organism in Eukaryota, Metazoa, Priapulida, Priapulimorpha, Priapulimorphida, Priapulidae. The record is from RefSeq and is a predicted model, not a curated record. The coding region runs from base 112 to 1026 and encodes 304 amino acids. The transcript has 7 exons.
CCAGUACUCGAGGUUUUGUGAAAGAUGUCGUCCAGAAAACCGUACAGCAAGAUACAUCUUACUAAAAAAAGGUUAUAGUGCGUUUGAUUAAAUACCCAGUGGUUGGACAAUAUGGAUCCAAACCAGUGGUAUACCCAGCCAUAUGGACGGUUGCCUGUUCCACAGCAGACUUCUUCUUUGAAUCACUCUUCACAGCUCUUUGAUUUACCCAUGCUGGAUCAGAUGGCACAGCAACUAGAGGCUGGGCUGUCGUCGAGCCUCGCACCGUCGUCGCUGCAGUCUCAGCACCUCGGCGUCGGCCACACGCAGCCCUACACCUCCCUGCCGACGCUCAUCGGUGCUGGCUACGGACAGAACCUGCUCACGGCGCAGGCGAGCACGCUGUUCCACGACGCCGCGGCAGACGCCGCCGCCGCCGCCGCGACGAGCGCCCCCGCCGCGCUCCACGCCGCGAAGCCCGCAGUAUCUGUGAUGCUUCCACCUCAAGGCACACCGCAAAAGAACUGGGCUCUGUCUAACUUUGUCCCAAGUCCCAACAAUCCUUUCGGGGCUAUGGGAUCUGAGUUAGUCACAUCUGCUAGCACCUCUGCAUUCUCCGACAUCAUCCAGAGGGCAGCACAGUACGGCAGUAGCCCUAACGAAGCACCUGUGACCAGUGCCUUCAGAUAUCAGGAUAAACGGGACCACGCUGGAGCGUUAGACAUGGAUUUCGGUGGUGCACCACUGAGUGCUCUCACCCAGCAUAGACUACACCACAACCAGCUAAACCUGGGUCAGUCAGGACCGCAGCUUAGCCAGCUACAGCAGGACAGGUUUCCAGCACAGCCGGUGAGUUCUACUGAUCUGUUGGCAACUAAUGCCUUUAGACACGACAGUAUUUUUGGGAACUCGGUGCAACAGCCACAGCAGAAAGUGUCAGUGCCGAUCUCAAACUUCAAUCAAAACAUUUCCCUUGCUACCCCUAAGGAACAGAACUCUGGUAUGGCAGCCCUAGUCAGGUUACAGCUCUGCAGGAUCAGGGAGUAGUAGAGAACAGCAGCAACAGCAGCAGCAGCAGACGCAACAACAGCAGCAGCAGCCACAACAGUUGCAGCAGCA